AUGCAUGUGCGUGUAUGUGGUUACUUACAUCUUACCACCUCUAUCUCGGCAUACUACGAAGGUGCGAACUCCUUGCCACUUCCCCAACCCCUGUCCAUCAAGGUGCCGGUGUUAGAGUCAGAGUCGUGCAUACUUAAUCGGUCGAAUUUGUGGGCGUUGGCUCUGGUGCUACCUGCGGUAUAUCUCAGCGAUAAAAGGAUUGAGAUGUCAGCACGACAACGUGCCCAAGCUCAG
This is a messenger RNA of Sphaeroforma arctica JP610, 234 nucleotides long. RefSeq lists its product as hypothetical. The record is from RefSeq and is a predicted model, not a curated record. Lineage: Eukaryota; Ichthyosporea; Ichthyophonida. The annotation marks the transcript as partial. The transcript has a single exon.